UGCGACUAGAGGGCUGAAAAAUACUUUCACUUCCCACAAGUGGUCGAAUAGUUAUCAAAUUUAAUUUUCGAAAUGUAUUGUAUCUUCCUAUUCAUUUGUUGAUCGAAAGUUUGUUAUCGUGUCUUCGAAUAUUCAGUGCUGUUUAUAGUAUAAUUGCAUACGUCAAAAUGGCCGAGCUGAUUGCGGUACCUUUAAAGAAGCCGUCCGAUGUCGAUGUUAUUAAACCGUUAACAAACGUCAUUAAAUCGACGUACAGCAGUGCGGGUAAUCAAAAAGAUUAUACGGAAGCAAUCGCCGAUUUUAGCAAAUUAAGGAACAACGCAUUGUGGCGAGCUUUCGAGAAGUAUGAAAGCUGCUUGGAGGUUAUAUACAGUUAUUAUGAUCAAUUGUGCGCAUUAGAGGGUAAGAUACCUGCUCACGAAUUACAGAUCCCAUUCAAAUGGAAAGAUGCAUUUGAUCGUACCAUAUUUGGUGGAAAACUUAGUUUAACUAUUAGUACAUUAGCUUAUGAAAAAGUAUGUGUAUUAUUUAAUAUUGCUGCCCUUCAAAGUUCAGUAGCUGCAACUCAAUCAUUGGAUAACGAUGAAGGAUUAAAAUUGGCAGCUAAAUUAUUUCAGCAAUCUGCAGGCAUCUUCAAUUAUCUUAAAGGAAAUGUUAUGAUGGCGAUUCAGCAAGAACCAACACCUGACAUUAGCCCAGAAACAUUAGGUGCACUGUCUGCGCUGAUGCUUGCUCAAGCUCAAGAAAUAUUUGUACAUAAAGCAAUUCACGACGCCAUGAAGGAUGGAAUUGUAGCUAAACUAGCCGCACAAGCUGAGGAAUUAUAUGCAGAUGCAUUAAAGUUGUUCCAAAAAGAGAUUUUCAGGGCAUUUUGGGACAAAGAAUGGAUUCCUUUGAUAGCUGGAAAGCAAGCUGGAUACCGAGCAAUGUCUGAAUUUUAUCAAUCGUUAGUAUGUAAAAAUAAUAAAACCAUUGGAGAAGAAAUUGCUAGACUAGAGCAUGCUGUAGAAUUGUUCAAGGCAGCACAACAGCGCUCAAACAAGCCUGCCUUGUUCCAAGAUUAUGCGAAUCGAGCUCAAAGAAAUCUUACGGAAGUGAAGAAGGAUAACGACUUCAUUUAUCAUGAAAGGAUACCAGAUGUAAAAUCUUUGGAGCCUGUGGGUAAAGCCCAUGUUGCAAAAUUACUAGCUAUGCCGGACGUAUUCAGUACAAAUUUCAAAGAUCUUUUCGAUGAUUUGUUGCCAGUUAGUGUCCACCAAGCAAUGUCAUCUUAUGAUCUCCGUCGCAACGAAUUGGUAAAUUCAGAAAUUUCGAAACUACGAGAAAUGACACAGGUUUUGAAUAGUGUUCUGGCGAGUUUAAAUUUACCUGCCGCCAUUGAGGAUACGAGUGGUACUGAAUUACCUCAGUCUUUAUUGGAGAAGGCCCAGUACGUGAAGGAAGCAGGUGGAAUCAAGGCUUUAGAAAACGCUAUGACCGAGUUGCCUGAUCUUUUGCAAAGAAAUAAAGAACUCUUGGAUGAGUCCGAAAGAAUGCUUCAAGAAGAACGACAAUCUGAUGAUCAAUUGAGAGAACAAUUCAAGGAACGCUGGACAAGAACACCCAGUUCUCGUCUGCAAGACCAGUUUAAUGUUGUUUUACGAAAAUACCGUGAAAUUAUUAAUAACGCAGUCACAGCUGAUAAGACUGUUCGUGAAAAAUACGAAAACCACAGGGAAGGUAUGGAAAUUUUAAGUUUAGACGACAGUGCUAUGAUCAAUGUAGUACCAACUGGAUCAGCUGUACAGGAAAGCCAUACGGUUGGACAACUUAGGAAACUUAUGGAAACUGUGGAAACUUUGAAAGCAGAACGCGAUGUUAUAGAAAGUGAACUACAGUCCGCUGUUACCGAUAUGAAAACGACAUUCCUGUCAGCGCUUGCUAAGGAUGGUGCAAUCGAUGAGCCGAACUUGUCUGUGGAAAAUAUAGGAAAGACAUACGGACCUUUGCAGAAGCAAGUGAGAGACAGUGUCAUGCGACAGGAGCAGUUGAUUGCCGACAUUCAAAGGUGUCAUGCCGAAUUUACGAACGAACAAUCUGGCAGUGGUAGUUCGAGAGAAGCCAUGAUGUGCAAACUUGCAGCUGCUUAUGAUUCAUAUAAGGAAUUAAAAAACAAUUUAAACGAAGGGGCAAAGUUCUAUAACGAUUUAACACAGUUGCUGGUGGUCUUCCAAAAUAAAAUAUCUGAUUUUUGCUUCGCUCGGAAAACCGAGAAAGAGGAGCUACUGAAAGAUUUGACGACAAAUUUGAGUCAUACUGGACCAGCUACCACCCCUACCAUUCCAACUCAUCACAGUGGAAUGCCUGGCCAAAAUCAAUCUGGAUCCGAACAAAGUCCACCAUCACAAUUACCGUACCCUACACACUAUCAAGGAGGAAUGCCUAUACCAUACGGAGCUGGUCCUGCAACACCAUACCCUGCAUAUAUUCCGCCUCCCAUGCCUGCAACGUAUAAUCCAUAUGCCACAAUGCCUUAUCCUUCUCAAGGAAAUUACAAUCCGUAUCAGGGUAUGCCACCAACCCCUUAUGGUGGAUACGCGACUAUGCCACGCUAUGGUGGAAACCAACCACCACCUGGCCAUAAUCCAUUUUGAAGAGUAGAUUGUAUGUUACAUGUAUUACGAUUACAAUUAUAGACACGUGAACGUAUGAAAGCAGCAAAGAAAAGCUUACAUGUAAUAAUGUCGCAGAAUUUAAAGCAAAAUAUAUUUCAAUUACACCUCAUCUUGUCCGAUAUGAAUAAAAUAACUUUUAAGAUCAAUUUAGAGGACAAAUCUCUCCUUGAUUGUUGUUGCAUUUCAUCCAGUUGAAUUUUGAUGCAUUCGACAUGCAUCAAUACAUGAUGUAAGUUAUGCUUUAAAUAAUGCUUCAUGAAAUGAAAUGGAAGGUCUACAGCUUUGGCAACAUAUAAAUAUAUUUUGUAACAGAACAACGUACAGUACACGAUUAUUAAUAACGCCACCAAAUUAUAAUGCUGUAUGGUUAUUGCCUUAAUUUUGUAUUCAUAGACGAACAAUUUUAUAUAUAUAUAUAUUACUGAUUCUAUGCUAUGUAACACUGUUUGCAACUGUGCUUUCGUUUCGAAUUGUAUAUUAUAUAUUUUUUGUAAUAAAUUAGAAUGUUCUCUUUAA
Megalopta genalis is the source of this 3170-nucleotide messenger RNA. It is a transcript of the gene ALiX, whose product is annotated as programmed cell death 6-interacting protein-like protein AliX. The record is from RefSeq and is a predicted model, not a curated record. Gene Ontology annotation, cellular component: endosome. Gene Ontology annotation, biological process: mitotic cytokinesis. Gene Ontology annotation, molecular function: protein binding. NCBI's taxonomy places the organism in Eukaryota, Metazoa, Arthropoda, Insecta, Hymenoptera, Halictidae.